UCUUCCUGACUAACGUCAACGUCAACUGUCAAACAAUUCUCAAGAACAGUAAUUUUUCUAAUUUUACGCUUAAUUUCAACAUGAGUCAGUGUCUUGGACCUUAAAACAAUGGUAAAAAAUCGAAAAAUCAAGUCUUGCUAGCCAUAAACUCACUUCAGGUGAAAUGAAUGACCAAUCUAAGAUGUCCGGCGAAACGACAGUUGCAGUUGAGGACGGAGGAGGCGGACCCCCCUCCCCGGACACGCUGAGGCGCGAUCUCGAAGAAGAAUUUAACAUCCAGAGAGCAAAAAUGAAAGAACUUUUUUUACAGAAAGAAGAGGACAUGCGUAAGAUGGUGAUAGAGCGCGAGCAGCUGCAGUCGGAGGUGCUGAGCCUGCGCGCCGCGCUGCAGCAGCUGCAGACACUCAGCCACAACCAGAAGUCGGAGAUACAGAGUUUGCAGCUACUUGUCAGCGAGACGGUUGAGGCGUCGUCCUCAGGCACGGAGGAAGUGCGGCGACUGCGCGCGCGCACGCUUGACCUCGAGCACCAGCUGCGACAACAGCAGCAAGCGGAGCUGUCUCUGGCGCCCGCCACCUUCGUGCGCUCGCUGGCGCGCAAGCUCGGCGCUGACACCGACACUGAACACCCGCAGAGAAAGCAAAACAUAGAAGAUAACGAGCUGCUGAACUCCAUCAUCCAGCCGCUGGAGCUGGAGAUAUCCGCGCUCAAGAACAAGCUCAGAGAGACUGAUGCACAGCUGCAGGAAGCUUUGAAAGCCAAGGCAGCGCCGGCGAGUGCCGCGUCCUCCACCGGCUCCGGCGGCGACGCCAAGCAGGACACAGAAACGUUGCGGCGCUGCGACAUGUGCGCCAACUACGAGCGCCAGCUGGUGAGCGAGCAGGGCCGCGCUGACGCCGCGCGGGACAAGGCCAACCAGCUCGAGCAGGCGCUCAAGCUUGCGACGGAGGAGCUGGAGGGCGUGCGGUCGCUGCACGAGGAGACGCUGGUGGCGGCGGCGGGGUGGCGCGCGGAGGGCGGGGCGCGGCUGGGGGCGCUGGCGGAGCGCUUGGCCGCCGCCACCGCCGCGCUGGAGGAGCGCCAGGCCGCCGCCGCCGCCGCCGAGCAGCGCGCCCUGCACACCGUCACCACCCUCACCGUCGACAGGGAGACGCUGCAGAGGAAACUUGACGCAUUAGAACGAGACAACGCCAUGCUGGUGGGCCAGUAUACCAAGAAGGCGGAAGAAAUGCAGAACGAAAUAAUAGAUCUACCCGAUAACGUCGAGGAGCUGCAGGAGCAGCAGCUGCGGUUGCGCGAGCAGCUGAUCGUGUGCGAGGUGGGGCGCGAGGAGGCGGUGGCGGCGGAGCGCGACCUGCGCGCGCAGCUGCUGCACCACGGCGCGCUCUUCCACCGCCAGGAGGAGGCGCUCGCAGCCACCAGGGAGCAGCUCAAGGCCGCCAAGGAGGAGCUCGACCGGCUGCAGACGGAGCGCGAGCAGAUGCAGCAGCUGGCGGACAAGCUGCGCCACUCCAACGACAUGAUCGAGCAGCUGCUGGAGGACAAGAAGCGGCUGCAGAACGAGGCGUGCGAGGUGCGGGGUCGGGUGCACGCGCUGCAGCUGGAGCUGGACAACAGCGAGAAGGUGCAGCAGGACUUCGUGCGGCUGUCGCAGUCGCUGCAGGUGCAGCUGGAGCGCAUCCGCGAGGCCGACACCGAGGUGCGGUGGCAGCACGACGAGGACGUCAGCGAGUGCCCCGCCUGCCACACCGCCCUGCCCAACAACAAGAAGAAGGUGCACUGCCGGCACUGCGGGCGCAUCUUCUGCGGCGCGUGUGUGUCGCACUGUGUGGCGAGCGGGCCGCGCGGCGCCCCCGCACGCGUCUGCGGAGUCUGCCGCACGCUGCUGCAGCCGCACGCCGCGCCAUACUUCAGCACCGACCCGCCGCAGUGAACCUCCUCACCCCUCACUACACUACUGGUCAUGAAUGGAUUGUAUCGUGUGCGCCGAGUCCCUCCGUCUUCCAGAAGACCGCAACCGCGACUUGAGUGCGACGGAAGAUACUUUUCGUAUUGCCAACGUCAGUCGACCGUAACAGCGUAAUUCAUACAUGACCGUUAAAAAGUUUUCUCUUCAAAUUGUAGUCAAUCUGUCAAAAUAACCAAGCUAUCAUUAUUCGUUCGCUAUAUUUCUACAAGCUCUUACAAUUGUUACAACUACGUGUGUUAACAUGCAAACUUUGUGUGUAAAAAUAGUUAAAAUUAAUAUUAUAAAAUUAAGUUAUUAAGUGCUAUAAUUAUUGUUAUUUAAUUAUUCUAGUAAAAUUGUUUUUUUUUUUAAUGGAGAGUCUACAAACGACUGAACAACUAAAUGCGAGCUGUUUGUUACGAUAUAAUUGUCGCCGUGGGUUUUCACUGCAAAAACACUGGUAACAUCUUUGUGUUUCCAAAGGGAAAGAUUCAAUAUAUUUUUAUACAAGUUUUGUCAGUGGAAACUUAUUACAUCUGCCGGCUGACAUAUGCAAAUAAAUUGUUAGACUCUCAAUUGUUGGGGUCCGUACAUCUGGACCUUUGUAAAUAUGAACAGUUUAAAUAAUUAUUUAUAUUAAAUAUAGAUAGAAUGUUCACAUUGUAUGUAUAUAUAAUACAAGGACGACGUUCUGUGAUCCCACUGUACUGACGCUCCGGGAUACCUCAAAUUAUAACAGGAUGAAUAUAUUUUUUGCACUGUUUCUUGUUUAACAUCUUGUAGCACAUUUAUAUUUAUGUCUUAAUUAUUUCCAUAUUGUGAGUAAAGUCCUUGUUUCACAUUGAUGAUGUCACAGAACAGAGUCCAUGAGUUGGAGGCGAGCGGUGAUGUGAUAGCUAGCUGCUAGCAGAUGGCGCUCAGACCAUUACAUUAUUGUAAUAUAAAUAUAUUUUAUUGUAAAUAAUAAAGAGCUACUUAUUGUAAA
Messenger RNA from Papilio xuthus (Asian swallowtail), 2933 nucleotides. It is a transcript of the gene Rbpn-5, whose product is annotated as Rab GTPase-binding effector protein rabaptin-5. The coding region runs from base 164 to 1933 and encodes 589 amino acids. Gene Ontology annotation, biological process: endocytosis. Lineage: Eukaryota; Metazoa; Arthropoda; Insecta; Lepidoptera; Papilionidae. The record is from RefSeq and is a predicted model, not a curated record. Gene Ontology annotation, cellular component: intracellular membrane-bounded organelle. The transcript has 14 exons. Gene Ontology annotation, molecular function: GTPase activator activity; growth factor activity; metal ion binding.